GCCGGUUCCGACUCGCGUGGAUAUACACUCUCCAGUUGUGCAAACCACCGGAAUACGUCCGACUCGAGGUGCGUUCACUGAGCCGUUACGUUUGUUGGACAAUCCAAUGUCCUUCGUCUUGGACGCCCCCACGCGGCGCGUCAGCCUCAUUACAGCAGAGCCACAUUUGAUGACGUCAGUGCCACGCUUCGCUAUUAAAGUCCACUUUUCCAUGGCAACGCGUUCAGCUGCUUGCCAGAAGCAGGUGCGCGGAAUCUCUUAAAAGUGGCACACCGCACGCACGCGCGCGUCGGAGCUUCGCAAUGCCGUCGCCUCUGCUCUGGGUUCUGCUGGCCGGACUGAGCGUCGUUUGUGACGCGGGAAACGCAACGCUACAACAAAGUGGAGGCGAGCAGCAAUCGGGGAAUUUCGCGGGACGCUACGAGCUGGCAGGGGUGCGCCCGUUCGUGGCGCAAAGGCAACCGGCGGACGCAGAGACGCGCAUCAUCGGCGGCCAGGAGACAUGGGCGCACUCGUGGCCGUGGCAGGUGUCGCUGCUCUUCGCCACCAUGCCGGCGUGCGGCGGCGCCAUCCUGGCGCCACGCUGGGUGGUCUCGGCGGCGCACUGCUUCAGAAGGUACAGCAAAGCCUCUUUCUGGACCGUCCUGGCGGGAAAACACGACCUGGACGACCCUGACGAGCAAGGGGAGCAGGUGGUGGGCGUGUCGGCCAUCGUCAGCCAUCACCGCUUUCACUCCGGCACCAAGGAAUUUGACGUGGCUCUGCUGAGGCUGGAGCGCCCGCUCUCAUUCGACCGCUUUGUGCGACCCAUUCACCUAUGGAUGGCGCCGUUGCCCACGCUGCACAAUUGCACCGUCACCGGCUGGGGCUCCACACGCGAGAAUGGGCCGCGCGUGAACACACUCCAGGAGGUCAACGUGACGGUGAUGACCUCUGACCUCUGCCAGAGUUACUACAAGAGCAGGAUACGGACAUGCAUGUUCUGCGCAGGACAGGCAGGGGGCGGAGUCGACGCCUGCCAGGGCGACUCCGGCGGUCCCCUAUCCUGUUACGACGGCGGCCGCUACCGACUGGCCGGCGUAGUGAGCUGGGGCGUGGGCUGCGGUCGAGCCAGGAAGCCCGGCGUGUACACGGCGGUGCGAGAACACGCCCGCUGGAUCGCAGACGUCAUCGGUAUGACUUUGGCCGGGCGCUCCGCCGUCAUCGACUCGCGUUCCGACGGUUCCGGUGCCUUUCAGACAACCAGGACGUGGCCUACGCCGUCAAGGCGGCCGAAGCUGAAGGCCACGCGCUGUGACGACAGAGAACCGGUGCGGCAAGCAGCAGAGGGCCGCCUCUGCCCGGGGCUUCCGGGCCCGGCCGGCCUUUGGCUGGCCGAGGAUGGCGGGACGUGGACGAAGAACGUCACAGAGGCAUGCCCGGGGGCGUGGCCCUGGCAGGUCAGCUUGCAGGCGAGCGGCAUUCACUACUGCAGCGCGGUUCUGAUCAGCCGCCGCUGGUUGCUGGCCGCGCGCCACUGCAGAGUCAGCAUGGGAGAGGAUGUGGCCGUCUUGGGAGGUCACCAUCUGGGCUUGUCUCUGUCCCAAGCCGUCCCUGUGGACAAGGUCUUCGACCUGCCUCAGGAGGACGGCUUCCCUCCGAGACACGACCUCUCGCUGCUCCGCCUAGCUGUUCCUGCCAGACUGGGAGUCAGCGUGAUGCCGAUUUGCGUGCCGGAAGAGGACGAGGAACUGGACGACAGCUGGACGUGCGUGAGCGCCGGCUGGGGGGCCACGUCGGCCACGGCCGCCCUCGACCCGCAGCGUCUGCACCACGCCCGCGUCGCCCUGGUGGAGCGCGCCCAGUGCCGAGCCCAGUGGGGGCGGGACCUGGUGGACGACGCGCACGUGUGCGCCCACGCUGUGGCCGGCGCCGCCUGCAUGGGCGACUCGGGAGCGCCGCUCUUCUGUCAGAAGCACGGCACCUACUUCUUGUUCGGACUGCUCACAUGGGGCAGUCGCCGGUGCGACCCCGGCAAGCCGGCCGUCUUUUCCAAAGUGGCCGAUUACCACUCGUGGAUCGGCGAGGCGGCCGGCGAGUGACGGAAGCGCCGAGCCAUUCCAAGCAUUAAAGACCUUUUCACCACCUAAAA
Messenger RNA from Syngnathus acus (greater pipefish), 2131 nucleotides. It is a transcript of the gene ovch1, whose product is annotated as ovochymase 1. Gene Ontology annotation, biological process: proteolysis. The transcript has 12 exons. The record is from RefSeq and is a predicted model, not a curated record. The coding region runs from base 303 to 2081 and encodes 592 amino acids. Lineage: Eukaryota; Metazoa; Chordata; Actinopteri; Syngnathiformes; Syngnathidae. Gene Ontology annotation, molecular function: serine-type endopeptidase activity.